Messenger RNA from Peromyscus californicus insignis, 4506 nucleotides. It is a transcript of the gene Ak3, whose product is annotated as adenylate kinase 3. The transcript has 5 exons. The record is from RefSeq and is a predicted model, not a curated record. Gene Ontology annotation, biological process: nucleobase-containing compound metabolic process. Gene Ontology annotation, molecular function: AMP kinase activity; ATP binding. Gene Ontology annotation, cellular component: mitochondrion; cytoplasm. Bases 155 to 838 code for a protein of 227 amino acids. NCBI's taxonomy places the organism in Eukaryota, Metazoa, Chordata, Mammalia, Rodentia, Cricetidae.
GCGGCCCCGGUGGCCAGCGCUCACUUCCGGGAGAGCCUGGCGCCCUGGCCACCGCCCGCUCGCAGCUGCCAGCUCGCUGGGGCCGUGGAGCCUGUGAGCGUGCAGGCCAGGCCGCAGCCCAGCGUCUGCGCAGCUCGGGCCGCCGUCCGUCACCAUGGGGGCGUCGGGGCGGCUGCUGCGCGCCGUGAUCAUGGGGGCGCCGGGCUCCGGCAAGGGCACCGUGUCGUCGCGCAUCACCAAACACUUCGAGCUGAAGCACCUCUCCAGCGGGGACCUGCUCCGCCAGAACAUGCUGCAGGGCACAGAAAUUGGUGUGUUGGCCAAGACUUUCAUUGACCAAGGGAAGCUCAUCCCAGAUGAUGUCAUGACUCGGCUGGCCCUUCACGAGCUGAAAAACCUCACACAGUAUAGCUGGCUGUUGGAUGGUUUUCCAAGGACACUUCCACAGGCAGAAGCCCUGGACAGAGUUUACCAGAUAGACACAGUGAUAAACCUCAACGUGCCCUUUGAGGUCAUUAAACAACGCCUUACUGCUCGCUGGAUCCAUCCUGCCAGUGGCCGAGUGUACAACAUUGAAUUCAACCCUCCCAAGACUGUGGGCAUCGAUGACCUGACAGGAGAACCUCUGAUUCAGCGUGAGGACGACAAACCAGAGACGGUGAUCAAGAGACUAAAGGCCUAUGAGGCCCAGACAGAGCCCGUCCUGCAGUAUUACCAGAAAAAAGGGGUGUUGGAAACAUUCUCUGGAACGGAAACCAACAAGAUCUGGCCCCAUGUAUACUCUUUCCUACAGACGAAGGUUCCAGAAACUACCCAGAAAGCCUCUGUCACUCCCUGAGGAGGGAGUAAUUAGCAGGGCCGCCUCACCUCGUCUUUGUUUUUCGAAGCUCUUUUCCUAAGACUUCUCUGAAAAUUAAGACUUCUUCCUAAUGGCUUUCUUCUGGAUGUUACUAAGGACGUGCCAAAUGAGUCAGACACUAAGGCUGAUCUGUUAAAAUAACCUCGGAUGUCUAAUCUAGUUUUUUUCUGUGGAUGUGCAAUUGGAAAACAUCAGAGAUGUUGAAACUUAAAAAAAAUCAGAGCACCAUGAAAAAGAACUGGUAAUCGUCUACUCCUCUGUUCAGUUAAAGUGGUGGAUCACAUUUUCACGUUUUCCUGGAAAAGUUCAAAAAAUUACAUAUUACUUGAGGCAGAUAAAUAUCUCAUUAAAGGCCUUUGCAUAAGCCAAUGCCCUUCUAGCCCAAUGGAUGCGGUAUUUGGGGAGACUGUCUAUAGAUUCUAAAAAGAAAGCAACUGGCUUUAUUUACAGAUGUUGCCAGAUGCAAACUCACUGCUCCCGUUUCAGGGAAAGCAAGGCCACCAUGCCAUGUCCUCCAUUUACUAGUUUUCAAUCUGCUAUGAGAAAUGCAGCCACUGGCACUUAAGAGCACGUGACUUUGGUCUGGCUUGUUUUCUUUUCCAAACAUGCAUGUACUGCGGGAUAUGAUUUCUGUUAACCAAGUUCUGGGAGGAACACUGGCAAACGACAGUGGACUAGUUCUAGGUUCUCACCCGUCACUCAGGCUGAGGACUAGGUUUUAGGGCCUACCUGUCAGUUUCUCUCCCUCACACAAAUGGACAGUCUGCCUUGAUGGGCAAGCGGUAGUAAAAAGAAAACCGGAGGGUAAGAGAACACCCCAGGUAGUUUGCCACUGAAGUAGAUGGGGUAUGCUGGGGACAGCCCCUUGAUGGAAAGGCCUGCCAACUAGUCAACAGGUGUAGUAACAAAAGGAAUUUGCAGGCUGGGUUAAAAAGCACUGGAACUGAGUUCCCUCAGGGACAUUUAUAUCUCUAUCAGAGUCCUUGAUUUCAAGACCCUCUUGUCUCAGCCUCUCAAGUGCUGGGAUCACUGUGUGCCACCAGUUGCCACCCUACUUCAAAGGGAACGACUUUUCUUGUACCAUCUAAGCAGCCUCCUCUUCCACCCACAGCACUGUGGAUCCAACUGGUGUGCUGGGCAAGCACCCUAUCACUGUGCUCCAUCUCCAGCCUUAGCCUUUUGGUUUUGUUUUUUUGUGACAGGAUCUUAUGUAGUUCUGGCUGUCCUGGAACAACACAGACAAGGCUGGCUUCAAACUCACAGGAGAUCCAUCUGCCUCUGCCUCCCAAGUGCUGGGAUUAAAGGUGUGGAUCACCACUCCUGGCCCCAGCCUUUAGUUGGUUGCUUCAAAUGUAGUCCAACCUGGCUUCAUGUUCAUGAUCCUGUUUCAACCUCCUUAGUGCUUAAAUUACAGGUAUGUACCACUAAACGAAGCCUGUGAAAGCAUUUUAAAACUCCAGUCACUUCCUUAGUGGAGUAAGGACAUGUCCUUAGAUACUGUGGCCCAAAGUGAGAAAAUAUGAGAAGUGGAAGAAAAAACAACUCUACCUUCCAGGAAGAUGUACUCUUUAUUUUACUUGGUGCUAAAUCAAAGAAUCAAGCCCUUGUACAAGCCUCUGAAAUUUUGGCCUAUUUUAUUUCAGACACUUGGGGUACAAAUGCCAGCAAGUGGUUCUUAUAUAUCUGGGAGUGGGGGAGCAAUCUAAAUUUCACCAUUGAUCUUUAUGGACUAGGCCUUCAAUUAGGAUUCCAAUGAACAUCUUGUCCUUUGUCGAUGUUUCUUAACGCCUUAUCUGAAUGUUGAUAACUGCUUUCUAACAAUGUUGUGAACUACCUACACUUAGGACUGAUCGGUGGGUUCUGUUACAUGUGGUGAUGUCAGCACUGUGGCUGUCGUCCCGUCACAGGCCCCCAACCCCUUCCUGUUUUCUGCCGUGGCUUCUCACUGGCUUCUUUCUAAUAAAUGGUCUUCAAACAGUACCUUUCUAAUAAACAGGUCUUCCCACAAAGCAUCUUAUGACAUUCUUUCUCUCCUGCUGUACUGAUGUAUUCACACUGACUUUCAUGACACUGGAGAUGUGGAGGAGGUUAGAGGAUUGGAGAACAUGAAGUGACAUUUUUUUCCUGUGACCAGAACAACCAAGAUAUUGUAUAUACAUCCACUUGGGAAUGGUGUAUGGCUUUUCUAUUAAAACAGACAAAAGGGACCUGUUUUCUGUUGGAUAGGUUGAUGUCAGACACUGAUAAAGGAUAUCACUGCUGGGGCUGGACAGAUGGCUCAGCAGUUAGGUGCACUGGCUGCUCUACAAGAGGACCUGGGUUUGACUCCCAGCACCCACAUGGCAACUUAUAACCAUCUGUAACUCUAGUUCUAGGGAAUCCAAUGCCCUCUUCUGGCCUCCACGGGCACCAUGCACACACACAUUGCACAGACAUACACAGGCAAAUACCCAUACAUAUAAAAAUUUUUUUAAAAAGUACCAUUACUGAAUAUAUCCUGCUGAAAAGCAAAUGUGUCAUGACCAGUGCAAGAGCUUUUAUUUUUGUGUCACAUGGAAUAUUCAUGGAGUUGAAUGCCCUGGACGGGAGCAUGUCUUCGACAAAAUCCCUGCAUUAAUAGCUUGCAACUAAAGAUUUUCAUUCUGGAAGUUAGGAUUCAUUUUUUUUUUUUAAAUAAUUAAAAUAGUCUAGCUGGGCUCAAAAAGCACUGGUAAAAGCCAGUAAGGUUUCUGAAUCUGUAGCAUUCCCCUGCAAUUUUUUAAAAAAGGUUCCAUUUUUAGUGUGCAUGUGCACAUGUAUGUAGGUGCCUGCAGAGGCUACAAGAGGGCAUCAGGUCUCCUGGCACUGGAGUUACAGGAGCUCGUGAACACCAGACAUGGGUGUUGGAAGUAAACUCUGGCCCUCCGCAAAAGCAUUAAGUGCUCUUAACCAGCGACUCCUCUCUCUAGCCACCCCACCCCCUUUGAAAGAUCUCUAAAAACCCCGAGUUUUUCCACACACAGCACACAAGGAGUGUCUGGUCAAGUGUAGAUUGGCCCAGCAGCUUCAUAUUUCCCCAAGUGUCUGAAGGUAACAUGAGCAACCAAAUGAAAGCUAGAGGGAUUUUAAAGUCAUUUUCUACCUUUAGAAAAGGUCUAGUUCUUCAAGGAAGGCCUCUGAAAACAUUUUCACCUGUUAGUGAUGGUAAGCAAUCCAUAGCCAACACUUAUUCAUCUUUAUACUUUCCCCAUUAACUGACACUGAGCAAACGAAUACCAGCUGAAUCAGCUUCUUGGACAGGCUAUGAAACAGGACAAACAUUCCCCCACAGGUGGGAACUGAAGGCUGCAGGCUCUAAGGGUCUUCUUGCUAAAAUAUGAACGGUGGUAUGCUGAAAAUGGAAAUGGGAAACCCAACCCCAAUCCAGACAAGUACCACCUUUGUACCACAUCAGUUUAAGAACUGAAAUGUGACUAACUCUGAGAAUAGUAAACUGACUUUUUUCUCUGAAAAUACCCCAGGAUUAACUUGAGAAUCACUUUGCCUACAUUUCUACACUGUAAUGAAAACCACUUAGUAACAGAGAUGUGUGUGCUCUUUGGGGAAGCAUGUUAAUUCAUUUAAAAAUUGAAAACAAUUUUUAAUUAAAAAUAAAAACAUUUAAACUA